UGCAUGCUAGUUGUAAAGAAUAGUUUCAAGAUCGCCACAUUGUAUCUGAAAUGGCUGCGAGACCAAAAACCAUAAUUUUUGUGCUAGUGUUUUGUUAUGCACAAUUUGUUGAAUCUGCAGAAGUGUCUACAGAAAAAUCCACAAACAGUAAUAUCGAGAGUAUUGGUUUUGGAUAUGAAGUGCUUCUUUCGAAAAUGGAUUACAUAGAGUACAAGUUCAUGGAGCUGGAGUUUGAAAUUAAGGAGCAAAAUGAGCAAAUCAUCAGGAACCAGGCUCGCCUUGAACAGACCCAUGCAGGGAUGUCAUGGAUGAUGACCAGAAUGGAACAAGCCGUCAGCCAGAAUUUCACCACAAUGAUGGGUCAAUCAUGGCAAAUUUUGCAGGGGCAGAAAAUUUGUUCCAACCACGACAGCUUACGGAAAGCAAUAUUUAAUUUGAAACCUGUUAAGGGACCAUCCGAUAAUGUGAGAAUGCUUUUUGAUUUGCAACAGUUCAAGGCCAGAGGACCUUUUGAGUCGUGUAAAUUAGAACCGAGUAAGACAUCGGGCAAGUAUAUGUUGCAACCGUUUCCCAGUGAGGAACCCUUCGUUGGAUACUGUGAGCAGAUCAAGUUCGGAGGAGGAUGGUUGGUUAUCCAGCAUCGGUAUGAUGGGUCGACGAAUUUUUAUCGCAAUUGGACCGAGUACAAAAAUGGAUUUGGAGAAGCUGAUAAGGAAUUCUGGAUUGGGCUGGAAUUAUUGCAUAAACUGACGAAGAGCAAGACUUGUCAAUUGUUGGUUGAGUUGGAAGACUUCAACGGGGAAUAUAAAUAUGCAAAGUAUGCGGCGUUCGAGAUCGGAAACGAGACGGAAAAGUAUUCACUGAAGAUACUAGGAGCGUUUAGUGGAACUGCUGGUGAUUCACUGACAUAUCAUAAGAACAUGAUGUUUACUACAUUGGAUAGCGAUAAUGAUAAAAAUGCAGGAAAUUGUGCUGAAAUUAGCUCUGGGGCUUGGUGGUACAAUACUUGUCAUCACAGUAAUCUUAAUGGACAAUUCAUGACGGGAAAUGAUCAGAAGUCAAUGACUUGGUUUCAUUUCAAAAAUGCGCACCAUGGAUUGAAGUACUCCAGAAUAAUGAUUCGGGCAGUGUAA
Molecule: messenger RNA, 1133 nt
Organism: Ochlerotatus camptorhynchus
Lineage: Eukaryota; Metazoa; Arthropoda; Insecta; Diptera; Culicidae
Product: ficolin-2-like
Exons: 2
Coding region: 51-1133 (360 amino acids)
Source: RefSeq, a predicted model, not a curated record